Rhizophagus irregularis DAOM 181602=DAOM 197198 is the source of this 798-nucleotide messenger RNA. RefSeq lists its product as uncharacterized. Gene Ontology annotation, cellular component: eukaryotic translation initiation factor 4F complex. The record is from RefSeq and is a predicted model, not a curated record. NCBI's taxonomy places the organism in Eukaryota, Fungi, Glomeromycota, Glomeromycetes, Glomerales, Glomeraceae. Gene Ontology annotation, molecular function: mRNA binding; protein binding; translation initiation factor activity.
AUGGUGCAACGUAAAGUUAAUGCGUUAUUAAAUAAAUUAACGUUGAAAAAUUUUGAAUCUUUAUCAGAUCAAAUUAUUAUUUAUGGUAACAAGUCAAGAGGUGAAAGAGAUGGACGUAUAUUAAGAGAAAUUAUUCGACUAAUAUUUGAGAGAUCUUGUAAUGACUCAAAAUUUUGUGCAAUUUAUGCUUAUCUUUGUCGUAAGAUGAUGGAAAGAGUUGACCCUGAAAUAGUUGAUGAAAGUAUCAAAAAUACCGAUGGUAAAUCUGUUCAAGGUGGUACAUUAUUUAGAAAGUAUCUUAUUAAUCACUGUCAAGAAGAUUUUGAGAAAGGUUGGAAAAUUAACAUCCCAUCGUCUUCCAAUGAAAGUGAUCUGACAUCAGACAAAUAUUAUGCGGCUGCAAAAGCUAAAAGAAAAGGUCUGGGUUUAAUAUGUUUCAUUGGUGAAAUGUUUAAAUUAAACAUGCUCACAGAAAAUAUCAUGCAUAAUUGUAUAUCGGAAUUAUCAAUAUUUAAAGACUCACCUAAAGAAGAAGAAAUGGAAAGUUUAUGUAUAUUAUUGAAUACGGUAGGGAAACAACUUGAUCAUGUCAAACAAAAACAGAUUAAGAAAACAAAAGAAAAAGGUAUGAAUUCUUAUUUCAAUCGCUUAGAGAAAAUAUCAAAGCUUCCAAGUUUGUCAAACCGCAUUAAAUUUAUGUUAAUGGAUAUUAUAAAUUUACGAAAAAAUGAUUGGAAUCCUCAACGAAAUAUUGAUGCUUUGAUAAAUGAGCUGACUUUAGGAAUGAUUCAGUUAUAG